AUGGGCAACAGGCUUAGAAGUCAUAAAACUAGUAAUGAGCACUUUAUUUGCAUGAGCAAAUGGAUUGAAUUGGAAAGUAGAUUGAAGAAGAAUGAAAUAAUUGAUAGAAGUGUUCAAAAACAAAUCAACAAAGGGAGGGAACACUGGAGACAAGUGUUACUAAGGAUAGUUGCUAUUGUGAUCACUCUUGCUAAAAAUAAUUUAGCUUUUCGUGGAGACAAUGAGAAGAUUUAUCAAGAAGGAAAUGGAAUCUUUUUAAGCUUAAUUGAAAUGCUUGCUAAAUUUGAUCCAGUAAUGCAAGAGCACAUUCAACAUGUUAGUCAUGAAGAACAAAUGUCUCUUGUGAUAAGAUGUGUAGAUGUUUCAACUAGUCCGGUAAAGGUAGAAGAAUUCUUUUUAGAAUUUUUGAAAGUGGAUGAUACAUUGGGGUUGGGACUUUUUAAUGUACUUAGAGAGGCAUUGCACACACUCCAGCUUGAUAUUGGUGAUAUAAGAGGGCAAGGAUAUGAUGAUGGCUCUAAUAUAAAAGGGAGACACAAAGGUGUACAAAAAAGAGUACUUGAAAUAAAUCCAAGAGCAUUCUACACGCCAUGUGGGUGUCAUAGUCUUAAUCUUGCCCUUUGUGAUAUGGCUACCUCUUGUUCCAAAGCUAUCUAUUUCCUUAGAGUGGUACAACGCAUAUAUGUGUUGUUUUCAUCUUCUAUAAAGAGGUGGAAAAUUUUCAAAGACAAUGUGGAAGGUCUCACACUUAAGCCAUUAUCACAAACUCGUUGGGAAAGUCGCAUUGAAAGUGUUAAAGCUAUACGGUACCAAGCUCCACAAAUUAGAGAUGCUUUAAUUCAGUUGGAAAAAGAAGCUGAUGAUCCCAAUACAAAGUGUGAAGCUGAAUCCUUAGUUACAUCUGAAAUUGAGAACUUUGAGUUUUUGCUUGGCAUGAUUAUUUGGCACAAUCUGUUGUUUGCUGUUAAUUCUGUUAGCAAGACAUUUCAAGCUGAAGACAUGCAUAUUGAUGCUGCUAUACAUCAAUUAAAAGGACUCAUUACAUUUCUUGAAAAGUAUAGAGAAACUGGAUUUUUGGAGGCCAUGAUUGAAGCUAAAAAAGUUGCAAUUGAAAUGGAGAUCGAGCCUACAUUUCGUGAAAGACGUGUCAUUCGUAGAAAGAAACAUUUUAAUGAGAAUGUUAGUGAAGAGGUUGCACAAUCAGCUGAAGAAUCCUUUAGAGUUAAUUAUUUCAUAUAUAUAAUAGAUCAAGCUCUUUCUUCAUUUAAGAGUAGAUUUGAACAAUUUCAAAUAUAUGAUGAAACUUUUGGAUUUUUGUUUGAAUUGAAGAAGUUAAAUUCUACCAAUGAUGAGUGCUUGAAGACUUAUUGUGCUAAUCUUGAAGACUUUUCGAAACAUGAUGGGCUUAUGGAUGUUGAUGGGAGAGAUUUAUUUUCUGAGUUGAAAGUCUUCAAAGAAAUUUUGCCAAAAGAAAUCAAUAGGCCAAUUGAGGUGAUGAAUUAUUUGAAAUUGAUGGAUGGUUGUUUUCCAAAUACCUGGAUUGCGUAUAGAAUAUUAUUGACUAUUCCAGUUACCGUUGCCUCUGGAGAAAGAAGUUUUUCAAAGUUAAAAUUGAUCAAAUCCUACCUUCGAUCAACAAUGUCACAAGAAAGAUUGAAUGAAUUAGCUAUAUUGUCUAUUGAAAAUGAUUUGGUAGAUAAAUUAGAUUAUACAAACUUAAUUAGUGAUUUUGCAGCUAAAAAUGCAAGAAGAGUAGUAUUUAAGCGAUCGUUGGGUUAA
Molecule: messenger RNA, 1779 nt
Organism: Camellia sinensis
Lineage: Eukaryota; Viridiplantae; Streptophyta; Magnoliopsida; Ericales; Theaceae
Source: RefSeq, a predicted model, not a curated record